This is a messenger RNA of Ramularia collo-cygni, 1983 nucleotides long. RefSeq lists its product as uncharacterized. The transcript is spliced from 5 exons. The record is from RefSeq and is a predicted model, not a curated record. The coding region runs from base 1 to 1983 and encodes 660 amino acids. Gene Ontology annotation, biological process: protein phosphorylation. Lineage: Eukaryota; Fungi; Ascomycota; Dothideomycetes; Mycosphaerellales; Mycosphaerellaceae. Gene Ontology annotation, molecular function: protein kinase activity; ATP binding.
AUGGCUACUCCCGCCCAAAUAUCAAGUUAUAUCCAAUUCAUCCAGGAGUAUCUUAUAGACAGCGAACAAGCUACGCCCGAGAAAACUACGGCAGAGCUACGUGGACUCAGCGCUUUAGUCCAGAAAUGGGUCUUGAACGCAGUAGAUUCCGCCGAGAAAUUAGAUUCCGACAUUUCAUCGCAGCGGGAAGACCUCCAAUCCGACCGCUUACAACUCUGUCACGAAUGGGAAUCCUUGGACCAAGCCACGCAGACAACGGCCGCGAAUGGCAUCCGAACACGCUGGCAGCAACUCCUACAGAACUGUCGAGAACGAAUCCGCAUCUUGAAUCAAUGCACAUUCGCCACGAAAGGGGAAAGCGCCGACAUCCUCCAAACCAGCCUAAAAGAGCGUGUACAAGCAAACCAAGCCGAACGAACAGAACUUCUGGAGUUUCGAGACCUACUCGGGGAUUUAUCCGCGGAUGCUCCUCCUACAACAACACCCUUGAAUCCAACAACAACAACAAGUUACAAACAAUGGAAACCCGACCAGAAAAUCUGGCCAGAACCCGGUACAGAAGCAUACAAACUCUGUCAAAAACAAGUCCUCCCCCCUUACCCAACCACACGUAGCGAAUCCCCCCAAACAACCAAUUUCCGCAAAAAAACAGAUCUCCAACGCUUCAUAAAAUCAAAAGGAAAAGGUGCAACCUGGCAAUCCCAAACCCUCCCCUCAGGAGCCCAAGGUUCCGCUUGGGCAUACACCUUCACAGACCCAAAUGGCGUAAUCCUCAACCGCCUCGUACGAAAAGAAACAGGCCAAUCCGAAACUCUCGAAGAUUGGAGUUGUCCAUACUCCUGGCAUGGGGAUACUUCCCUGCCCAAUUGGCGAAAUGAAUGUGUGCCCCUAGAAUUCCACACGCAGAAUUUAAUUUCCUCCCCCAAAACUUCUCAUGCUGUGAAAUUGCUGGCUCCGCCGCAGGUUUUUUGGGAGGAGUGGAAGUAUAGAUUAUAUAUGGAAUUUGCGCCGAAUGGGGAUUUGGAUCAAUUGAUUGAUUUGCAUGAUGGGUAUCGGGAACCUGUGCCGGAGACUUUUUGUUGGUUGGUUUUGAGGGCUUUGGUGGAGACUUGUUUGGUUAUGGAACGGGGGGAUGGUGUUGGUUCUAAGAAGAAGGGAGGAGGAGGUGGGGAAGGGGAAGAGUGGUCGGAAAUUGUACAUUGUGAUUUUAAGGCUGGGAAUGUUUUUCUUGGGGUACCGGAUCGGAAAUUUUAUCCUCAGUAUCCUACAAUCAAACUCGGAGAUUUCGGUCUAGCAUUCRUCACAAACGACCAAGAUGAAACAAAUCCCAUCUGGUGGUCCGAUCGCGGCACCGAAGGACAUUUCGCACCGGAGCAACUACACUACGUCGACAGCGUGACGAAAGAAUCCAUGGGAAACACCAAAAAAAUCCUCUCCUCAGCAAACAUCUACAGUCUAGCAACAAUAAUCUACCAAUUACUCGAACGGAAAAAUUUCAUCGGCGAACAACCAACCUGGGAAUCCACCGAACCUCUCCCUGUAGGAACAACAACCUCAGAGAUCCCCAACCCAGAAUUCAAAGUCAGCGAUGAAACGAGGAGAUUAUAUGAUGAUGCAAAACUCAUAGAUCUCAUUGAGGAAUGUUUUGCUUUUGAGCCGGCCAAUCGACCGAGUUUGGAACGUUUGUUGGAGAAUUGUAAUGCGAGAUUGAAAGGGAGGAAGGCUAAAGCUGAGAGGGAUGGGAUGGUGGAUGAGAGGGGGGAUUCUUUGUUGAUUCCUGGGGAGAUUGUUAAUUUGAAGUGGACGUCGAGAUUGGAGGGGGRGGGGUUGGAUAGUCGGGGGGAGAGAAUUCCUAGGAGGGAGGAUGAGGAUCAGGAGAUGGAGAUGGAGAUGGAGAUGGAGGAUGAUGAUGGUGAUGGUGAGGUAGAGGAGGACUCGGAGGAUGAAGAGAUGGAUGAUGAUGUUGAGAUGGAAGAUGAUUAG